Molecule: messenger RNA, 6512 nt
Organism: Carcharodon carcharias (great white shark)
Lineage: Eukaryota; Metazoa; Chordata; Chondrichthyes; Lamniformes; Lamnidae
Gene: rag1
Product: recombination activating 1
Exons: 2
Coding region: 82-3300 (1072 amino acids)
Biological process (GO): V(D)J recombination; adaptive immune response; pre-B cell allelic exclusion
Cellular component (GO): endodeoxyribonuclease complex; DNA recombinase complex; nucleus
Molecular function (GO): ubiquitin protein ligase activity; double-stranded DNA endonuclease activity; sequence-specific DNA binding
Source: RefSeq, a predicted model, not a curated record
GUCAGCUUCAUGGUUCGGAGCAGAUGGGAGCCUCUCUGAAAAACAUAUUGUGUGAGAGAAAGGUACCCUUGCUUCCUGGAAAUGGAAAUGGAAUUGGAAUUGGAAAAGGAAAUGCCUCUGCAAAUUAUGCCUGAUGAUUUUAGACAUUCAGGGACCACGUCUUUCAUAAAUUCCCAAAAGGAAGUCACGACUUCAAUGGAAAAGCUUCAUGAGACAGAGACUGUCACACCAGCUCGUGGCCAAGUGUGGCAACCCUCAUUCUCUCUAACCAAACCAGUGGGAACUCUGUCUUUGGAAACACUGCCUUUAGACAAGAAGACUUUGGAAGAUAAGUCCCUGGAACACAUGCCUUUAGAGGUCAACCCACUGAAACACAAGUUCUGUGACGUUCGCCAAAUGGAGGCAAAGUCUUUGGAAGAACAUAUGUUACGGUUACAAAAUCUUUGUCGUAUUUGUGGGACUUCUUUUAACACCACCAGUUAUGACAUGAAAUACCCGGUUAGUGGCCCUGUUGAUGAUGUCACACAAGGGGUGCUCAGGAAAAUGGGACACGGUGACUGUUUUUGGCCCGAACUCAUCCGUAACGCAUUUAAGAUUGAUGUCAAGACCGAUACAGAAGCCCAAUAUCCCACCCACUUUUGUUAUAACUGCUGGCGGGUUGUCAUACAGACAAUCAACAACAGUACGAAUGAAGAUGCGUUCUUCCCUGUCAGCACCAUUGUUGAGUGGAAGCCACAUUCCAAUCUAUGCAGCAUUUGCAACUUUUCCAGUGGGACUCGCAAACGAAAAGGUCUCAAACGAAGUCCGCCAGUGGCAAAGAAGCCCAAAGUAGCAGCUGAUGCUCCAAUCAGACCAAGAGUCAUGAAAAGAAAAGAUCAGAUAAAUAGUACAAGUAUUUUAUUGGCUAAAAAGAUUGUCAACUGCAAGAAGAUCCACCUAAAUUCAAAACUCCUUGUACUUGAUUAUCCCAAUAAUUUCAUCCAGUCAGUAACUUGUCAGGUUUGUGAGCACUUACUUGCUGACCCUGUGCAAUCACCAUGCAAGCACCUUUUCUGCAGAACGUGUAUUCUCAAAUGUACUGCAGUCCUGGGCAAGUAUUGUCCAGUUUGUAGGUUUCCUUGUGGUCCCACCGAGUUCAGGAGCCCAGUUAAGUCAUUUAUAAAUGUCCUGAAUUCACUAGUUCUAAAAUGUCCAGUGACAGACUGUGAAGUGGAGAUGAGACUAGGUGAAUAUUGUAACCAUGUCCAAAACCACAAAGAACGAAGAGUGAAGCAGGCUUACUCACCAGUAAACAAGGGGGGCCGGCCAAGACAACAUUUGCUCUCUUUAACCCGAAGAGCUCAAAAACAUCGUCUGCGAGAUCUCAAACUUCAGGUGAAGGCUUUUGCAGAUAAAGAGGAAGGUGGUGAUGUAAAGUCAGUAUGCCUCACCCUGCUGUUGCUGGCACUCCGAGCUGGAAAUGAGCACAGGCAAGCAGAUGAGCUGGAAGCUGUAACGCAGGGACGAGGAUCAGAAUUGAAGCCAGCAGUCUGUCUUGCCAUUAGAAUUAACACAUUUCUAAGUUGCAGUCAGUACCAUAAAAUGUAUAAGACAGUCAAAGCUACUACAGGGAAGCAGAUCUUCCAGCCUUUGCAUGCACUCCGGAAUGCAGAGAAAACACUGUUGCCAGGUUAUUGUUCAUUUGAAUGGCAACCUCCAUUAGCAAAUGUCUCUACAAACACUGAAGUGGGAAUCAUAGAUGGCCUGAGUGGUUGGGCUCAAUGUGUCGAUGAUUACCCAAUGGAAACUAUUUCAAGACGAUUUAGGUAUGAUGUGGCACUCGCUUCAGCUGUGAAGGAGCUUGAGGAUGAUAUUUUGGAAGGCUUAAAAUGCCAAAAUAUGGAUGAGUGUAUGAGUGGACCGUUUACUGUUGUCAUUAAAGAAUCUUGUGAUGGAAUGGGUGAUGUCAGUGAAAAACAUGGAUGUGGUCCAGCAGUCCCAGAAAAGGCAGUGAGGUAUUCCUUUACAAUCAUGAGUAUAAGCGUGAUGAAUGAAAACAAUGAAAAUGUGAAAGUGUUUGAAGAGCUAAAGCCAAACUCUGAGUUGUGCUGCAGGCCACUUUGCCUGAUGUUGGCAGAUGAAUCUGACCAUGAAACACUGACGGCAAUCCUGGGCCCAGUAAUUACUGAAAGAGAAGCCAUGAAGACCAGUGAUUUAAUACUUGAAAUUGGAGACUUACACAGAUCUUUCCAGUUUAUCUUUCGAGGCACAGGAUAUGAUGAGAAGCUUGUGCGUGAAGUGGAAGGUCUUGAAGCCUCAGGUUCUAUCUACGUCUGCACAUUGUGUGAUGCCACUCGAAGUGAGGCUUCACAAAACUUGGUUCUUCACUCCAUAACAAGGAGCCAUGAAGAGAACUUGGAGCGCUAUGAAAUUUGGCGUUCAAAUCCUUAUCGUGAGACAGCUGAAGAGUUACGCGAUAGAGUGAAAGGGGUUUCAGCAAAACCAUUUAUAGAAACUCAGCCCUCCAUAGAUGCCUUGCAUUGUGACAUUGGAAAUGCAACAGAAUUUUACAGACUUUUCCAGGAUGAGAUCGGGGAGCAAUACAAAAAUCCUAACUCAUCUAAGGAGGAAAGAAAAAGGUGGCAAGCAAUGCUCGAUAAACACUUGAGAAAGAAGAUGAAUUUGAAACCUGUCAUGAGAUUGAAUGGAAACUUUGCAAGAAAACUAAUGACAAAAGAGACUGUAGAAGCCGUUUGUGAACUGAUCCCAUCUGAAGAAAGGAGAGAGAUUCUCAGAGAGUUAAUGCACCUUUACCUCCUCAUGAAGCCAGUGUGGCGUUCCACAUUCCCAACUAGAGAAUGCCCAGACCUUCUUUGUCAGUACAGUUUUAAUUCCCAGAGAUUUGCGGAGCUGCUGCGUACAGAGUUCAAGCACAGAUAUGAAGGGAAAAUCACUAACUAUCUGCACAAGACUUUGGCUCAUGUCCCUGAGAUCAUUGAAAGAGAUGGCUCCAUAGGUGCAUGGGCAAGUGAAGGGAAUGAAUCAGGCAACAAACUUUUUCGGCGUUUCAGGAAAAUGAAUGCAAGGCAGUCCAAAUGCUAUGAAUUGGAAGACAUUUUGAAGCACCAUUGGCUGUACACUUCAAAAUAUUUACAGAGGUUCAUGGAUGUACACAAUACAUUAAAGUUUGGAAAGAUUGCAUCUGUCCCACCUGAAGUAACCAGCCAAGAUAAUACAAUAGUUGAAGAUAAUACAAUAGUUGAAGAUAAUACAAUAGCUGAAGAUGAUACAAUAGCUGAAGGUGAUUCCUUUAAUUUUUAAGCUGAAUUAUUGGAGCUGAAAUUGCUUCUACGUAUCUUUAACCCACAGGAGACUAUGAACAGUCUGUACAAUGUGGAUAGUUGGAUUUAUCAUUGCCAAACUUAGUGUGCAAAGUUGACAUAGGUGAAAAAGUUCUAACAGUGUUAUUGAAAGAAUAUACUCAGUGCACUGUUGAAGAGGCUGUGAUAAAUAUAUGUAUCAACUGCAGCCAGAAUAAAAAUUGUUCACAAAGAAGUGAACCUUUCUAUAAUAUUUGUCCCAUGUUAAAUAUUCACAGAGAGCAGCCAUUUUGGUUAGAUUUGGUGCUUAAAUGUGAAAAUAAAGUGGGCAAGAUAAUAACAUUAAAUAAGAUGGUAAUUUUCCAGAUGAAGGAGUGGAUAAUAUUUUCUGAAUUCAAGCUUUUCAGAACCGACGCUAGCAGGUUUAUUGUAGGAUGGGGAAUGUUGAUGAUGUUCAGUUCCAGUUGAUUCACAUCUCUCAAUCUUUGCUGUGUUUUCCAUAUUCUUAUCCAGCUAUUUAUUGAUUUCUUUUGGAAAAUAAUGUAAUUUAAAAAAAAAUGACUACGCUACUUUACAGAAAGCUUUUUUUAAUGAGAUUUGGAAUAAGAUACUCGGCUUCUAAAUGUCAUCGAUUAAUUUGAUUUAUUGAGAAUUACUAAUUGUGUUGCCUGUGGUACUCACUUAGCCAGGCCAGAAGAUUGGCUGUUUUAUAAGGACAGGAGCAUCAUGUGUCCUGUACUCCGUAAUGCACCACAUUCAGCUGAGAAAGGGAAGCUUUGCAUAACCAUUAAGCCGGUGAGGUGCUUUCCUUAAUUCGAAAUUCCUCAGGUCAGGUUAGAAUGGUUUCCUUUGGAUUUUUUAAAUAUUUUUUGAAGCUUUUUUGUGAAAUAAAUUGGAAGAUACUUUCUGUUUUGGCAGAGAGAUUCAUUUGUACAUUGGGAAUUUUUAUAUGCCCUUUUUCUCUUUUUCUAUAUCAUUUAAAAGUGCAGAAUUUACAUUGGUGACUUCUGUGACAUCUAAAAUAUAACUAAAGGACCUUCAAGCCCUUCUCUAUAUACAGUAGUAGCAGAUCUCCCAUGGUCAGACAUUCUGCUUGGUCUUAAUAGAAACAUUAUCAACAAAUUGGGCAAUUGCCACUUGAAGCAAGUGUAACAUUUAUAGGAAGUGUGAACUAUAAAUAAGAGAUUUUGAAAUUGGUCAGUGUUUCACUUGGUAUUUGGGGGCAAAACAGGCAUUUUAAACAUUUAAAUUUGCACAGCCACUGGUCCCACUGCUAAAUUCACGGGGCCCAUUUUCUUUUAGGAAUCCUGCUCGAUUUUGUAAGUUAGGGACCCAAUGCCUCUAAAUGACUUCUUUGAAAAAUUAAUGAUUGAUGUCUGCUUUGUUCAAGAUUUUUCAGCCACUACAUCUGCCAAAAUCAUCCUGUGGGUCCAGGAUGUGGUGCAGGAGCAGAAAUGUUCCCCCAACUCCACUGGAGACCUCCCUGUAACUCAACCUCCCUCCUGGGACUUCCCUUUGCAACUGAUCCCCCUCAUUACGUGGAAGCAGCUUCCCAUCAUUAUUCAGAUGAGGCCCGAGAGAUCCUCUCUUCCUUUUGCUUAGGCCUGAAAAUGGGUCGAAACAAAUUAAUUCCCCUUCGUUUUAUAAGGUAUUAUUUUUCCUUUAUCAUUUACUUCAUUCUGGUCACCGUUUUGAUGCCCACUUCAGAUUAAAUUUCAGACUGUGGUUUAUAAGCAACCUAAUGGGAGAUCUGUUAGUAUUAUUGAUAUAUAUUAUAUAUAUAUACAUAUUAUUUUUUAUAUAUUUAUAUAUAGAUAUAUUUCUGGCAGAUCCCAUGCAUUUAUUUUUAUCAUUCUGUAAUAUCUUAUGUGUCUAUUACAUUGAGAUCAUGGGGCCAUUGUUUUUUUCAAAAAAAUUACAAUUAAUACUUCUGUUUUGGUGACAUCAUUUCUAGUUAUUGAAGCUUUUAAUAGUUUUCUACAGAUACACAAUCAAGACUUUGUAAUUUAUACCACUUGCUUCAUGGAAGGAGUAAGGAGGUUUUAAAACUUUGGCAAGCUGUUACUGAUUUUCCAACUUUGAGAUAUAAAGUAUUAAACAAAAUGAAAGUUGCAGUGUCACUGGACAGACAUUAUUCCAAGAUUAUUAUUUCAAACAUUCUAACACAUCAUUUACUUUCCUAGACAUUUUCCUCAAGCUCUUAAUUUUGUACUUGGUUUUGUUCUAUCCAGAGUUAAACGUUAAUAUACAAGGCAGCAAUGAAUAGACUCCACCUUGUCCAUUACUGAGCCUAUUGUUAAUCACUUGUGCAAAGUAGCUUUCUCUUUCACAUGAAACUGUUGCAGCUGCUGACAUUGUGUGUUUGACAGUAGUGGCAAAACCAAACUGGAGUGGAUGUUUAACAGCAAUAUGAUGCAAGCUGAAGUUGCUGUGUCUGUUGACAGGCAAACAAAAGUGUGAUUAAUGAUGCGUCAAGUUUAAAUUAAUGCAGAUUUUAAUUGUGAUUAAGUAUUAUCUGGUAUAGGAUGGGGUCAAAUGCUUGAUUUUUAAAAUUCUUUCAUGGGAUGUGGAUGACGCUGGCAAGGCCAGCAUUUGUUGCCCAUCCCUAACUGCCCUUGAGAAUGGCUUGCUCGGCUAUUUCAGAGGGAGGUUAAGAGUCAACCACAUUGCUGUGGGUCUGAAGUCACAGGCAGAUAACAUAUAGAUAGGAGAAUGGUUUGCAUUUUAUAGCAGAUUUAAUCUUUAAUAUAGUUAAAGUAAAUGAUUCUUAUGCAUUGCUGACUUUUUUAUUAGUUACACAUGGAAUCAAAUCAGCUUUGCAGAAUUGUUUACUUCCAAUCUAGGAUUAUAGUGCAUUGGGAUUGGAUGCUUAUUGUAUUGUAAUAUUGAAUUUUACUGUAACCUGUAAUAUUGAAUUUUACUGUAACUUGGAAUAUUGAAUUUUACUGUAAUCUGUAAUAUUGAACCUGUUGCAUUUUCAAGAAUUUUUCUGCAUUUGAAGCAAAUUUUACAUUAAAAAACUUUGUGCUUUCAAUGAGUCCGACCUGGACCAGGUUUCUAUACUGAUUGUUUAAAUCAUUAUUGAAUGCACUCUAUUUACUUAAAGGCUAUCCCAAGCUGUUAAACAUUAGUAUACAUGGUGAUAAACCCGUUUACUGCAAUUGUCAACUUUGGUGUAGCUUUUUUAAAAAAUAAAGAUUUACAACUUUUAAA